Rotaria sordida is the source of this 639-nucleotide messenger RNA. The record is from the annotation of a GenBank genome assembly. NCBI's taxonomy places the organism in Eukaryota, Metazoa, Rotifera, Eurotatoria, Philodinida, Philodinidae.
AUGUCAUUUAUACUUAAUAAAAAAUUUUCUGAAACUUAUUGCCAUAAUAAUUCUCAAAUAAAUAAUCGAACUAUACAUUCAUCUUUAUCAUCAAUAUCAUUUAUUGAUUCAUUUGAACAUCGUAUUAUAAAUAAUAUAUUUGAACAAAUGCCAAAAAUAAUUAAAACAUUAGCUAAUCUUUGUCAAAUACUUGAUGAUUAUCCAUUAUUACAAAUAAAUAUUGAACAAAUUCAACAAGGAACAUUAAAUUCUAUUCUAUGGAAUGAAAAUCAAUUAUAUCCAAUUGCAAUUGAUCAAAAUAAUUAUUUAAUUAAAUUUCGACAAUUAAUACGUAAAUAUAUUUAUGAAUUUCUUGAAUUUGCACAACAAAUUCUUAUAUUUUCAUAUAAAAAUAAUGAAAUAAAUUCUCUUAUACAAAAAUCUAUGAAAUAUUUAAUUCAAUUAAAUAAUUAUCGAAUAAAACGACAAUUAGCAUAUAAAAAUUUUUUACAAAAUUAUACAUUUGAAGAUUCAAUAUUAAUAUUAUAUAAUAUUGACAAACAACAAUAUCAUGAACUUCGUUUAAUUACUUUAAAUUUACGACAAUUUUUUUUAAAAUUAAUUAAAUUUAUUAGUCCAAAAUUUUCAAUUUUUGAAUAA